AGCAUAUCAAACAGAAUAAAAGCCAUGGAACCUAUAAAGAACACCAACCAUCUUAACUCAUCAAAGUGAUAAGACUGUUCCUCUCUUCACUUGCUUUUGUGUUCACUUUUCUUUGUUCUCUAUUAUUGUUUAUAAUUCAGAAAAGUCGAAUACACCUAGCUACUUCUUCGAUCGAUAUUGAUUUCUGUCCAUACUUCAACCAAUAAACAAAGUUAGGACCCAGAAAACCACCCAUAAGACUAGAAACCAUGCGAAAUCUCCAAUCCCUUCGUCUCCAAUUGUUGUUUUGUACACUAUUUACAAUUGGUUUAGUCACUCUUCUGAUGAUCGAUGCUUUUGUCUUAGAAAAUAACAGUGAAGCCAAAACCGCAAAAGAGAUCACUGCUGCUAAGACGAUUAACAACUCCAUUGUACAUGCUAAGGAAGUACAACAAGAACUUGAAGAUAAACCAAGCAAUGGCGAUCUUAUCUACGCUGGCAGCAAAAGAACAGUGCCUCGUGGACCUGAUCCUAUACACAACAGGAGAGCGGGAAAUUCAGGACGACCACCGGGAAGCGCAUAAGUACGGUGAAAGCUUGGGGAAGAAGCAGAUAGAAGUAUUUAUUGGCAAAGGUUUUGUAAUGCUGCUAGAUUCUCUUUUCCUUUCGUUUGGGAUCGAAUCUUUUAAAUAUGCUCAAAACAUUUGUGACCCUACACUUCUAUUUUUUCGGUUUAAUGUUUUUUUACCCUAGCGAAGAAAUUAUCAAAUUAUAUAUUUA
Messenger RNA from Brassica napus (rape), 759 nucleotides. Its product is annotated as CLAVATA3/ESR (CLE)-related protein 26-like. The record is from RefSeq and is a predicted model, not a curated record. Lineage: Eukaryota; Viridiplantae; Streptophyta; Magnoliopsida; Brassicales; Brassicaceae. The coding region runs from base 249 to 563 and encodes 104 amino acids. The transcript has 2 exons.